Penicillium cinerascens is the source of this 795-nucleotide messenger RNA. RefSeq lists its product as uncharacterized. The record is from RefSeq and is a predicted model, not a curated record. The transcript has 2 exons. Lineage: Eukaryota; Fungi; Ascomycota; Eurotiomycetes; Eurotiales; Aspergillaceae. Bases 1 to 795 code for a protein of 264 amino acids.
AUGGGUGCCAUUACCUAUGAAGAUGGUAUAGCUAUCCUUCAGCUCAUCGUUUUUCCUUUCAUUCUCGUCGCGUCCCUUUUCAUCUGGAAACGGACUGGCUGGAGAGUCGGCUCCAAGAUCUGGCGAUAUCCCUUUACUCUCUCUCUUAUUCGACUUGCUGGCAGUAUUGCUACAUUGUAUUCAAUCAAUCAUGAAACGACAAAGGUCAGAAUUGCCAUAUUCGUGUGUCAGCUCAUUGGCAUUGCGCCUCUGUUGCUGGCUUAUGUCGGAAUGCUGAGAUUAAUUGAUUUGAAGAAAUCGAUUCCCCCUCUUCUUCUUCUAUUGGUGACUCUUAUGGCCUUUGCCGGCCUAAUGAUUGGUAUAAUCGGAGUCAGUACUGCCGAUACGACAAAUGGCUACACUCCAGGCACGCUCUCCAAAGCAGCUAUGGGCCUCUUUCUCGCUGUAUACGUGAUAACCAUGCUCCUUACCACUUGGCUUUUCUAUACACACUCCUUCACAAUGCUGAGGUAUCAGAAGAAGUUAUUCCUUGGUACUGCAUUGUCUGCUCCCUUCCUAUUGGUUCGCUUGAUCUUCUCGGCCCUGGGUGAUUACACCUCUAACAAGACCUUUUCGAUGGAAUCAUUGGCCGAGAACAACCACACCAGCCUCACUGCUUACUUGUGCAUGUCUGUGCUGGAAGAGAUCAUCUCCAUGGUUAUUGCCAUGGUCUUUGGUGUAUCUGCUGUUCUGGAAGCAGACUUCGUGAAGCCUACUCCGGAAGCAGGCCGGGAAGAGAAACCUGAUGAAGUGUGA